ACGAAAAAAGGAAACUUUCAAUACACGGACCAAAAUGCUAGUGAAUUGCUAUUCAUUAUUAUUGUGAUAAUGAAAUAUGGAUAAUUUAGACUGAUAAUUGUGAAAUAUAGAGAAAAAAAUCAAAACAGUACAAAACGAAGAAAGAAGUAUAUAUUGAAUUUCAUCCAAACCAAUUAAAAUGCGAUAUGCGCAUGUGAGCUAAAAAAAACUGAAAAUGAAUGAAAAUUUGAGAAAUGUUAUAAUUUCAAUAAUUUUAUGUUUAUUUAUAAUAUUUGGAUACCUACAAAGAGAAAAUAUGUGGGAACAACAAUAUUUAAUUAACCAACAAUCAAAGCAUCCACCAAGAUUUGUUGGCAAUGAGAAACCUUGCACAAGUUCUCGGUGUAGAUCUGAACAUUUGACCUGUCCGUGUAAUAUCAACAAAACAAGUGCCCGUCCUGGUACCCGGUCUGACAAUACUACAGCUCUCAACAAGGCAUCCUUAUUGGAUUAUUUAAGGGAUAAUUUAACAUCAUAUUUUGACGAAAAGAAGAAUAAAAGACCAAAACCUGCCAUAUGUCCUUCAGAAAAUUCUCAUAAAUGGGAUUUCAAUUGCGUAUCGCAUUGUCCCGAUAUGCCACAUUUGAGUGCGACGUCUGAUCGUGCGCAGGUUUCUAUUAAAUGCAAGAAUAAACCAACCAUCAAAUUAGAGAACGUAAAACAAGUGACGCCAAUUCAAAGUUUUCCGGAAAAUUCCGAAUGUAUUUCGGAAUUUGUUAUGCAAAACUGUUACGAUGGCAACCCAGUGCCAAGUUUAGUUCAUUAUAUCUGGUUUUCCAAAAAAGAAAUGAAUUUUUAUCAUUUUCUUAGCUUUCUUAGUGCUAGUAAAUUUUUAAAACCAUGUUUAAUAAUGGUUCAUGGUGACUAUCUGCCAUUCGGAUUCUAUUGGGAUUAUCUAUUGAAUUUAGUGCCAAAUAUAAUUCACAUGCAAAGAAAUCCACCGGAAGAUGUAUUCGGAAUCCCUCUAGGCAAUAUAGAACAUAAAGCGGAUGUUGGCAGAAUACAGGCUUUACAAAGAUUUGGAGGAAUAUAUAUGGACACAGAUGAGAUUAUCCUCCGAUCAUUAGACAAUCUACGUAAAUACCCUUUUACCUUGAGUCAUGCGGUCGACCAUAAUCUCAGCAACGGACUUAUUCUCUCGGAGAAAAAUGCAGCUUUUUUGAGAAAAUGGUUUGCAGAAUAUAAAACCUACUCAAAAGUCCAAUGGGCAUAUCAUUCAACAAUUGUGCCAAAUUUGUUAUCUGAAAAAUACCCGGAUUUAAUCCAUGUUGAAAAUAAAACAUUUGUUCGACCUAAUUAUACGCAACUUCGGUUACUGUUUGAAAUGAAUUUUGAUUGGUCUAAAAAUUAUGCCAUUCAUUUAUAUAUACGUUUUUAUAAGUUUAUUCAUGAUUUUAAUGAUAUUAGAUCUUUGAAUACUACCAUUGGAUCCGUAGCUAGACAUGUACUGUACGGGAGUAAAGAACUGUGUGCGAAUUCAAUCAAUUAAAUGUAAUAAAACUGAUAUGUUU
Molecule: messenger RNA, 1550 nt
Organism: Mytilus trossulus (common blue mussel)
Lineage: Eukaryota; Metazoa; Mollusca; Bivalvia; Mytilida; Mytilidae
Exons: 3
Coding region: 215-1528 (437 amino acids)
Source: RefSeq, a predicted model, not a curated record